This is a messenger RNA of Nylanderia fulva, 1163 nucleotides long. RefSeq names its product mevalonate kinase-like. Gene Ontology annotation, molecular function: mevalonate kinase activity; ATP binding. Gene Ontology annotation, biological process: cholesterol biosynthetic process; isoprenoid biosynthetic process; isopentenyl diphosphate biosynthetic process, mevalonate pathway. Gene Ontology annotation, cellular component: cytoplasm; cytosol. The record is from RefSeq and is a predicted model, not a curated record. NCBI's taxonomy places the organism in Eukaryota, Metazoa, Arthropoda, Insecta, Hymenoptera, Formicidae.
UAUAUUGUUGUUUGUAUAUAAAGACAUGACUUUAAAUAACAUUUUUAUAUGUUUUGAAGUGAAAUUAGUCUAAAUUGAGACAAGGAAGUGUACAGAAAAUAUAACCACUGUCUGGAGGGCGAUAACGAUGAACGUUUCAAAUUCAUAUAAUCAGUAGCUUUUCUUUUUUGCUUUGACGUUUUAAAGAUUAAAUAAUUAAGAAGACAUAUGUGCGGUUCUCGGAGAAAAAUAGACAUUAAUUUAUCUGCCAAAUAAAAACAAGAAUCAAAUAAACUAUCGAGAAGAAACGACAAAUAUAAUCUCGAAAUUUCUCACCUUAUGAGAAUAUAUUUUUCAUAUAUUAAUUCCAAUCAAUAUAUUGGUGAAUCCUACGCAAAUCUAAUUAUCAGCCAUUCUCUCUGCCAUUCAACGUUGCAUUCGUUGUGUCAAGAGAAGAUAUUUUUAUAAAGAUAAAUAAAAAGAUGAUUAACUUCAAAAUUUCCGCACCAGGCAGAAUCAUCUUAUCAGGAGAGCACACGGUGACGUAUGAAAAACAUUUUGUUGUGGCCGGCUUAGAUCUUCGCACCAAACUAGAAUUCUGCGAACUACUUGAUGAGCCAAGAAGCAUUAGAAUAGAGUUUUGUGGUGUACAGCAGGAUUUAUCUUUAGAAAAAGUUCAAUGCUUAUUUUCUCAACUUAAUGUGCUAAAUAUGCCUAGAUUUGUCAAUAACUUUAUCAAGGGUAUGUGGAAAAAAAAUGAAGAGAAAUUAAGCUUACAAAUGUUCUUUUACUUGCUUUAUACCAUCGUUUACAAUAGCGAGCACGGCAUGAAACCUUUUCGUUUACGCGUGUUCACUGAAAUACCUUUUGAAAAUGGUCUUGGCGGUUCGACAUCAUUCGUGGUUUGUCUAGCAGCGUGUUUUCUUCAUUGGAAGCGUCUACAGAGUGGUGUUCAUAUUAGAUUUAAUGAACAAGACUUACAGGAGAUUGAAGAAUACACUAGAUCUUGUGAGAACAUUUUGCAAAGGGAUGCAUUUGCAACGAUCGAUGCCAAAGUUUGCGUAUAUGGCCGUAUAAAUAAAUGCAAACAUAUUUCUUCUGAUGUUUAUGCUAUAAAGCCUAUAGAUGUUAAAACAGGAAUAAAGAUUUUAUUGAUCGGGACACAUCUUCGCCUAACAAAAUAG